CCUUCCCCAACCUUAAAUCCUUCCAUUAAGCUAAGCCUCGUAACAUCACUCUUCCUUCAAUUCUUUUACAAGUGAAUGACUUCCUCAUAAAUCCUGUAGCUCUAGCUAGCUUCCAAUUAAUAAAUCAACGUUUCAUCCUACGCAGCAACUGCUUCUUCUGCAUUUCUCAUGCGUUAUGACAUUUCAGCUAAACUAUAUAUAUUCUUAUUCCCUUUAAAUGAUAAUUCCUCCAUUAUUUCUCCGAUGAAGCGGCCGUGGUAUUUGAGCGUUUUCUUUUGGCUGAUUCUAUUAUCAGAGAUGGGGUUUGCGAAGAAGAGGAGUUACAUAUCGUGGGACGAUUUGGAAGUUGAAAGCGAGAAACUUCACGGCCGAAAUGCAGGCAAGAAGGGCGUCAUCAUCGUCGAUAAAAAUGGAAAAGGAGACUGUUUGACAGUUCAAGCUGCAGUUGAUAUGGUGCCUCAUCACAAUCUGGAGAGAAUCAAAAUACAUAUUCUUCCUGGACUCUAUAGUGAAAAGGUUCAUGUUCCUGCAACGAAGCCAUAUAUUUCCUUCAUCGGAGACCCCGAAAAGGCAGACGCAACCGUCAUCGCAUGGCACGACAAAGCUUCGAGCGUGGAUGAGAAUGGCGCUGAGAUUGGAACGUUUGGAUCAGCCUCUGUCACAGUAGAAUCAGACUACUUUUGCGCUGCAGGGAUCACUUUUCAGAACACGGUGCAGUUUCAUGCCGGAGCUCGAGGAAAUCAAGCUGUCGCUUUCAGAAUAUCCGGUGACCACUCUGUGUUGUACAAAUCCAGAUUUAUAGGCUCACAGGAUACCCUCUUGGAUGAAACUGGAACACACUUUUUCUUCAAGUGUAUGGUUCAAGGAUCAAUCGAUUUCAUAUUCGGCAAUGCAAGAUCACUCUAUAAGGAAUGCAGCCUCUCUGUGGUGGGGCAAUCAUUUGCCAUAGCUGCCCAGCGUAGACAAUCCGGCAACGACGAUGGAGUUUUUUCCUUUGUGAACUGCACAGUACAUGGAGCUGGAGCUGUCUUCUUGGGCAGAGCCUGGGGAGAAUAUUCAAGAAUAAUAUAUGCAUAUAGUGAGCUCGACAUAGACGUAAAACCACAGGGAUGGGACGACUGGGGAAAGCCAUCGAGACAAAAGACUGUGUUGUUCGGAGAAUACAUGUGUCGAGGCAAGGGAGCUGAUAGAAGUGGAAGAGUAGCAUGGUCCAAAGCCCUUACUCGCCAAGAAGCACAGCCUUAUCUUGAUUCAACAUUCAUCGCUGCCAAACAGUGGCUAAGAUUGUAGCAUAACUAGGCACAAUUUAGAAUAUCAGAUGUACUAAAACUUUCAACCCUCAGCUAUGGCAGGAAUUUGACAUUGGUAUAACGAGAUAAUGAAGUUUUCUUUUUCUCCAAACAAUUUGCUAUCAAUACUUCAUUCAGCAACUUCCAUCACCGGCGGUUUGGUCAAAAACACACAAGAAACAGUCCAAGUUGGAAUCGACAAUUGAGCCAAAAUUUUCAUAAUGUAGUAAAAUUACAUGUAAAAGUAAUCAGGGAACAUCUAUACCUGCAAAAUGAUCAGACUCCUACACUAUCAGACAAAUACACUCAGUAUACUACUUCACCAAAUAAACGCAAAUCUUGAGAGCAAAAUUAUGGUCUUUAUAUUUUUCUCAAUAACUCGAACCUUACGCGAAACCAAUCAAUCAUCAACCUCGGCCCUGAUUUCUUUGACAAGCUCAUCCUUGUAAUCUUCAAAUGUAUCAGGGAAAGCCUCAACAGUUCCGUUUUCCACCACCCAUAUCUGGCUCCUUUCUUCGUCCUGACACACACGUGAUAUAAGCCUUGAGUCGUGGCUGACGAGAACAACACCUCCAGUGAACUCAUCAAGCGCAUCUGCCAAUGCAUCAAUACUUUGCAUAUCUAAAUGAUUAGUCGGCUCAUCCAGCA
Messenger RNA from Salvia miltiorrhiza (redroot sage), 1937 nucleotides. Its product is annotated as pectinesterase QRT1-like. Bases 169 to 1290 code for a protein of 373 amino acids. Gene Ontology annotation, biological process: cell wall modification. The transcript has 5 exons. The record is from RefSeq and is a predicted model, not a curated record. Gene Ontology annotation, molecular function: pectinesterase activity. Lineage: Eukaryota; Viridiplantae; Streptophyta; Magnoliopsida; Lamiales; Lamiaceae.